UUUAAUGCUUCUGUGAAUAAUGGAAGCCAAAAACGCGCCUCCCGCCUACCAAACACAGUAUUUUACAUUUGGUUCCAUUUCCUCAUACUUAUGAAAAAUAAACUAUCUUCCUCCUUCUAUCCGGUGUGGGAAAUAAACAAUAAUAUACAAACAGAAGUGCUCCGUUGAUUUGAAAAACACAAGAAACAAACAAGAAAUUGAUUCUUAUUCCGACCAUAAAGCAACCGAUUUAUUUUCCAUUAAACGCAAUACAGUUUCCGUUUUAUUUGAACUAAGCACGCUUCCAAAAUGUCUGAGAACCUGUUAUGCAUGACCCGUGGCAUAUUUUACGUUAAAAAAGUAUUCGCAUUUAUGACUCCUUUUCACAUUACUUACCUUUACCAUAAAUUUUUUACAUCAUUGUGAAUUACAGAUUUAUCAGAGAAAACUGACAUUAAUUAUUUAGAAUAGUGAAAAAGGUGUUAUUACAUCAUCAAUCAUGUUACCGCACAGUUACUAAAUUAUGACACCAUACUUACAUCACUGGUUGGGUAAUCCGAGUGUACAGUGAACCAUGAUGGCCGGAGGGGGUCUUCUGGAGCAGCAGCCCCCGGACCAGCAGCCGGUGACUUGUACGAUGGUGGCGGUUGACUUCCCAGAAGGUGCCGUGAGCAUACCUCAGAGGUCGAGGAGGGGGGCUGUUUAUCAACAGAAAUCGGCUCUGAUCGUGGCUGAAAAAUGGAAACGGGGAGAAAUCCACCCCUCGGCAUUUGCCAACGUGGUCAUGGACUACCGUGCGGGUGGUCAAGGGGGCAGCCACCCCUCCCACAACUUGGCCAGACUGCACCACGUAGCCAGUAGAGCCAGAAGCAUCUCCUCCAACCAGACCGGAUCCGGACACGGAGGCGCAAAUAUGAGUGGCAACACUGGGGCUGCCAACUGCCUCACGGCUAACAACAGUCUAUUCAUUUUUCAGGAAGACAAUUUUAUCCGCAAAUGGGCCAAGAGAAUCACCGAAUGGGUUCCCUUCGAGUACCUCAUCCUACUCACCAUCAUGGCCAACUGUGUGGUGCUGGCGCUGGAGACCCACUUGCCCAAAGACGACAAGACCCCCCUGGCGAAGAAGCUGGAGAAGACGGAGAGUGUGUUCCUCGCUAUAUUCUGCAUAGAGGCAGUGCUCAAGAUCAUAGCACAGGGACUGUUACUGCAUCCCAGGUCCUACCUCAGGAACGGAUGGAAUAUUCUAGAUUUUGUAGUAGUCGUCACCGGCUUCAUAACAGCCGUUGGUCCCUCCAUGAACUUCACACAGGCUCUCAGGGCUGCCAGGGUGCUGAGACCACUCAAACUGGUGUCGGGAAUACCCAGUUUGCAAGUGGUGUUGAAGUCGAUCAUUCAGGCGAUGGCGCCUCUGCUGCAGAUCGCCCUGCUGCUCGCCUUCGCCAUCGUCAUCUUCGCCAUCAUCGGACUGGAGCUGUUCAACGAGAGCUUCCACCUCACCUGCUUCCACAACCGCACACAGGAGAUUCUGGACCCGGACAGUCCUCACAUCUGUGGCACAGACGACCAGGGCUACCAGUGUCCGUCGGACUAUGUGUGCAAGAAAUACUGGAUUGGACCCAACUUCGGAAUCACCAACUUCGACAACAUCGGAUACGGCAUGCUCACUGUGUUCCAGUGUAUUACGAUGGAGGGCUGGACUGAUGUAAUGUACUGGACGAGUGAUGCGAUCGGGGCCACCUACACCUGGCUCUACUUCGUGCCCCUCAUCAUCCUCGGCUCCUUCUUCAUGCUCAAUCUAGUACUCGGAGUACUCUCCGGUGAGUUUGCGAAGGAGAGGGAGAAGGUGGAGAACAGGAGGGAGUUCCUGAAGAACAAGAGACAGAAGCAGCUGGAGAAAGAACUGGAGGGAUACAUGAACUGGCUCAUCAAAGCCGAGGAAGUGGUGCUAGCAGAAGAACAGAUCUCAGAGGAAGAGAAGAGAGCCAUCAGAGAGCGUAGAAAACAGCUGAUGCUGAAGGGCAAGUUCAAAAUACAAGUGGACGAGGAAGACGAAGACGAAGAAGAGGAGGAGGAAGACGAUGGUGCUACAGACAACCCCUUCACCCGCAACCACCACAAUGCCCCCUCUGGCACUGGGGGGAGGGGGAAGAGCAACUCCCCCGAGUACAAGCGGAAGCAGAAACAGUUGAGACACUUCAUCAAGAAGCUGGUGAAGAGUAAUGCCUUCUACUGGACCAUCAUUGCACUUGUCUUCCUCAAUACUGUGUUUGUCGCUGUGGAACACUACAACCAACCUGAUUGGCUCACCACUUUUCUAAAGUACACAGAGUACAUCUUCCUGGCACUGUUCAUGUUCGAGAUGCUGCUCAAGAUGUAUGGCCUGGGACCCAAACUCUACUUCAAGUCCUCCUUCAACUGCUUCGACUGCGUUGUGAUUCUGGGCAGCAUAGGGGAGGAGAUCUGGAGCCACUACAAGAACGAGUCCUUCGGCAUCUCAGUACUCAGAGCUCUCCGUCUUCUCCGCGUGUUCAAGGUCACCCGCUACUGGUCUUCUCUGCGGAAUCUGGUGCUGUCGCUCAUGAUGAGCAUGAGGAGUAUCAUCUCCCUCCUCUUCCUUCUCUUCCUCUUCAUCAUGAUAUUCGCCCUCCUCGGAAUGCAGCUGUUCGGAGGAUCGUUCAACUUUGACAGUGGCACUCCUGCGAGUAACUUCGACACAUUCCCCAUAGCCCUCAUGACAGUAUUCCAGAUCCUGACAGGGGAGGACUGGAACGUGGUCAUGUAUGAUGGGAUCCGGUCUGCAUGUGACAACAAAGAGAGGGCCUGCAGUGCUGGCAUGCUCUACGCCUUCUACUUCAUCGCCCUAGUCCUCCUCGGGAACUACACUCUACUCAACGUCUUCUUGGCCAUCGCUGUGGAUAACUUGGCAACGGCGCAGCAGAUGACGAAAGAGGAGGAGGAAAGGAAGGAGGAGGAGAGGAAGGCCCUGGAGGCAGCGAACGAGGCAGAGUUGGCCGCCAAUGGGAUAGACAUGCCCAACCACAUGAAACCGGGACAAGGUGCUAACGUUCCUCACUUAGUGACAGAAGAAGAAAACGAAAGUGGACCCAAGCCCAUGCUACCCUACAACGCCUGUUUCAUCUGCACCCCCACAAACCCGAUCAGAAGGGCGUGUCACUGGAUCGCCAAUCUGUAUUACUUCGAAAUGGGCAUCAUGAUUGUCAUUUUACUCAGUUCCCUGGCUCUGGCCGCGGAGGACCCGGUCACCGAUUCCAGUCUUCGAAAUGAGAUCCUAACAUACCUGGAUUACUGCUUCACGACUAUAUUCACUUUUGAGCUGUUUGUGAAGAUCAUAGAUCUAGGGUUCCUGUUCCAUCCAGGGUCCUACUGCAGGGACAUCUGGAAUGUGAUCGACGCUGUGGUGGUGGGCUGCGCCAUUGCUAGUUUUGUCAUCAGUAACACUGGCGACGGAGGGGGAGGGGCGGCGGGCACUGUGAAGAGUCUGCGGGUGCUGAGGGUGUUGAGGCCUCUGAAGACUAUCAACAGGGUACCAAAGCUGAAGUCGGUGUUCGACUGUGUGCUGACGUCAUUGAAGAAUGUGUUCAACAUCCUGGUGGUGUAUUUGCUGUUCCACUUCAUCUUCUCUGUCAUUGCAGUCCAACUGUUCAAGGGCAAGUUCUUCUACUGCACAGACCUGUCGAAGAGAACAGAACUGCAGUGCAAGGGCAAGUACUUGGUGUAUGACACGAACACGGGGGAAGUGGUGGAGGAGGCGAGGGUGUGGAAGAAGUACCAGUUCAACUACGACAACGUCCUCGAGGCCUUCCUCACCCUCUUCACUGUCACCACCGGAGAAGGAUGGCCAGACAUCCUGCAUAAUUCGAUGGACUCUACAUUCGAGGACGAGGGUCCCAUCCCCUGGUUCCGCAUGGAGAUGGCCAUCUUCUACGUCGUCUUCUUCAUCGUCUUCCCCUUCUUCUUCGUCAACAUCUUCGUGGCCUUGAUCAUCAUCACCUUCCAGGAACAAGGCGAGCAGGAGUUGGGGGACGGGGAGAUCGACAAGAACCAGAAAUCAUGCAUUGAGUUCUGCAUCAAUGCGAAGCCACUGGAGAGGUACAUGCCAUCGGACAAGAACAGUUUCAGCUACAAAGUGUGGAAGGUGGUCAUGUCCAGUGUGUUCGAGUACAUGAUCAUGACCCUCAUUGUGCUCAACACUCUGGUGCUCAUGAUGAAGUUCAAUGACAUGCCGCCCACUUACGAGAACAUUCUGAGAUACCUCAACAUGGCAUUCACGUUUCUGUUCACAAUUGAAGCUAUUAUGAAGAUCAUCGCUCUCGGGAGGAACUACUUCCGCGACUACUGGAACCUGUUUGAUUUCAUCACAGUAGUCGGAAGCAUAGCUGACGUGCUCUUCACAGAAAUACAGAACAAUCUGGGGGAGACCACGGUUGUGCAGCAAUUAGCCAAACUAUCUACGGCGCCCAUGAUGCUAACCCACAAUGAUGGACUAGUUGCGGCAGUAAUGGCCACCACUCCUGACGCCUCCCUCGCCCCAGGCGUAGCAGGUGGGGGCGGUAACUUGCCAUCAGUAUCAGCCUUCUCGGGUGGGGGCGGAGGGGGCCACGGGGCCGCCCACCAACUCAAGGGUAUCCCCAACCUAGCGGUGCUCCGAUUGUUCCGAGCGGCAAGGCUCAUCAAACUACUUCGUCAGGGAUAUACAAUUCGUAUUCUGUUGUGGACGUUUGUCCAGAGUUUCAAGGCGCUGCCGUAUGUGUGUCUUCUAAUUGUGAUGCUGUUCUUCAUCUACGCCAUCAUCGGCAUGCAGCUCUUCGGCAACAUCGCCCUGGACUCCGCCUCCCAGAUCACCAGGAACAACAACUUCCGCAACUUCGGGGCCGCCUGGCUAGUUCUAUUCCGUUGCUCCACGGGUGAAUCGUGGCAACUAAUCAUGCUAAGUUGUGCAUAUCCACAAGUGUGCGAUCCCGCCUCCUCCAAGGCGCAUUUCGCACACACCCCCUCCGCCGCCUUCUCCUCUGCCUCCUCUUCAUCAUCGAAUCAUCAGGUGUCGCAGAACUCCGCGAGCGACAUGCGGACUCUGGAUCCGGGCGACCCAGUCGUGGAGUGCGGCUCGUUCGCCGCCAUCGCCUACUUCACUUCUUUCGUAUUCUUGUCCUCUUUUUUGAUGUUGAAUUUGUUCGUGGCCGUUAUCAUGGAUAACUUCGACUACUUGACCAGGGAUAAGAGUAUUCUGGGGGCGCAUCACUUGGACGAAUUCCUGCGAGUGUGGGGGGACUACGACCCUUGUGGAUGUGGCUACAUAACCUACUCAGACAUGUAUGAGAUGCUGCGCACCCUCUCUCCCCCAGUCGGCUUCGGCAGGAAGUGUCCUUACAAACUGGCCUAUCAGAGGCUGAUUAAGAUGAACAUGCCUCUCGACUCAGAGAACAGAGUCCACUUCACCACUACUCUCUUCGCACUCAUUCGCACUUCGCUCAGAAUAAAGCUGCCUUAUGCGGACGAGAUGAACCAGGCGAAUGAGGAGCUGCGUGGCAUCAUCAAGAACAUGUGGCCCAGUCUGUCCCCCAAAAUGAUAGACCUCCUCGUGCCCCCCAACUCGGAGCUGGUCUACCCCAACCUCAGCACUGGGAAGAUAUAUGCUGGGCUGCUACUGCACGAGAUAUACAAGGAGAACAAGGCCAAGUUGGAAAAGGCGCAAGAACAUCACAAAGAGAGACGUCCCUCGAUGUUCAAGCGGAUUCUGGGAGAGGUGAAAUCUUUUGCCCUGGGAUCCAAGUCAGACGUCAACUCGGACAUAGGGUCUGCAAAACCCUCUCCUGUGAACAGUCCGAACUCAUCGCGAAGGAGCUCUUUCAGGUUCCCAUUCAAAACUCCCUGGCAGCAAAGUCCAAACAAGAAAGGAGCGUCUGUAGAUUCAAAGAGAUCAAGCAUAGUCGAGGAGCUUGAUUCGAUGGAGCCUGCUCCCCCUCCUGGCAGACGCAUACCCAUGACAUCCCAUGGUCAUGGACCUCCGCCACCCGCCAGGACCCAUCUGGGACCCCCGCCUACUUCCGGAAUGGGAAUGGGGUACCUGUCGCCAGCAAGAGAUCCCCAGUCGCUCGGUCUGCCGAAUGGACCAGGGAGUAACGGAGUUGGCGGGGCGAGUAACUUAACGGUGCCUGAGAUCAGAUAUGGGCCGACUAAUUCGCUUUACCAAGUCCAAGAAGAGUGUGAAACACCACUGACCCCUCCGCCCUAUGGAUUCGCAAUUAGUGGGGAUAGAAGGGGGGACCCCUACAUUAGCAAACAGUACAAACCCCUCACUCCGGGGGGCAUAGGGAUGGUCGGAGGAGUUGGGAUGCCUGCUUUCGCACCCCCUAACUCAGUAUCUGCUGCCUUAAGAGCCCCACCUGUCUCCUACUUCCCGCCUUCGGUGGUGCCCCCUCCUAUCAUUCCGAACCGUCCGGCAAUCAGACGGCACCUGCCUCCUUUUCCUAGAAAUAAAUCGAUAGUCCACAAGUACAAACAUGUUCAGAACCCAAGUGAGUCAUACUUCCCACAUCGAUACCUCCCAGCAACUCCGCAAGAUCAGGAACCCUUUCGACGUCACCACGGGGGUCCAAGACUCCCAAGACCUCCCAGUUGUAUCCCGAAGUACGGACCAAUAAGCGAUCACCAUGCUCAAAACAAUCAAUCAUCCAAUGCCUUAUUUCGAAACCAGAGCUUAGAUUCCGGCUACGAGCCAUCCCGGAGACAAUCACAGCAGAUCACCCGCUGGACACCUAGGAGACUCCCGGUUCGACCAAGCAGCAAACAAAACUACAAUCCAGAAGCUCCUUGGGAAAGUAGCGUCGAGGAUGAUUGGACAACGAUACAGAACGACAGUAUCGAUAGCUGCGACAACAAUCAAAGAAAUUAUUGCAGUGAUUACGAGAAUUACCAACGUUGGCAAAGCGACAACGAACAGCUUUUAUCAAAAUCGCGAAACGGCAGAAUGAAAAAGAAACACAUAACUUCAAACAAACUGUCGCCAAACGCAGCCAGCACUUCAAAUCAACCUCCGUCAAAUCAUCACACGACAAAUGGCGGUACAGAAGACCAAAGUCGCCAAGCUAGUUUUGAAAGUCAAUCUUCAGGAAUCUAUGACGUCAGUCGACAAUCCAGCCAAGACAGCCAGCAUUCACCUGGACAGAGAACCCAAAAAUUAUACAGUGAGAACUACUUAAGACCAAGUGACAUUCCGAACCUCAUGCUAGACAAGCAAUCAUCGCAAUCGAAGAGAUUAACGAAACCUGUGAGGCAAAAACGAAUUGAUAUGUCACCGACAAACGCAAAGCUUCUGGCGUCGGCCUCAACAGUACCGCAGAUAACCGAGACACCGGGCUCAGGUCCUUCGGGAUCCAAAGACGCGUCUUCUACUUUCUCACUGCCUCCGUAUGCUUUAGGAGGUCUAGGGAGGUCGUUGUCGAGCGAGGCGUCUUCAACUAAAAGUGAAGGUGUUAACAGACAUCCGAACAUGCCUUAUUACAGUGGGGCGAGCAGUCGGCAUAACUACCAUUCCAGAAACAUUACCAUGUCACCCCACGACUCCCCGAACAGUUCUGGGAAACUUCAUGUCGGGUAUAACCACGUGACAAGUCGAACCCCCAAUCCGAGUAUAGGUAUCCCGAGUCAUUUUACGACGUGUAAUACAAAAUUCCCGACGCUAGGAAUCGUGAACCAGUCUGGAAGCCAGACGAAACUUUUGAUCGCGAAGAGCAACAUACCGUCGGCAGCUAUUAGUGACGACCCGGCUACCCGAAACACGACUUCAUCUUUCUUGGGAGUGAAAUCCCAAAACGAAGAAUGGUGCUAACAAAUCCGAACUUCAUUAAUCAUACAUACGAAGCAUAACGACCUUGUUUAUAUAUUCCAAAAUAGAAUAAUGCGGCUCUCCAUUUGUCUCCGAAAAUCAUUCUCGUCACUUUAAAUGCUAAGUAUAGUCUAUGGUUUGACGCACCUGAUAAUGGACAGCUUUCAAUUACCUUAUAACUAUAAGCAAACCUCUCCAUAUUUAAUAAUUUACCAACAUUGAUUUUGCAGUAAUUUUUGCAUAAUUUUCGUUAUUUUGCGAACUAUCUUUAGUGAGAAUUUUCCCUCCCGCAAUGAUAUCAUAUCGCUUAUAGCAAGAUUAUCACAUCAUUUGUUCAUUUUAAAAUUAUGAAUGAGAAUUUUCAAUUCAGCAGCAAAAUCCGACUGCGUUUGUCCUCUCUUUUAAGAGAAGAACUCAGAUUCGGACUAAAUUGAGUCAAAUAUUGUAAAUUGAAUCAAAAAAUCUGCAAUUUUGAUACUGUGAUAUCUAUUCAGUUUGAACCUUGUUUUCAAUA
Molecule: messenger RNA, 8339 nt
Organism: Symsagittifera roscoffensis
Lineage: Eukaryota; Metazoa; Xenacoelomorpha; Acoela; Convolutidae
Product: voltage-dependent calcium channel type A subunit alpha-1-like
Exons: 35
Coding region: 554-7828 (2424 amino acids)
Biological process (GO): calcium ion import across plasma membrane; chemical synaptic transmission
Cellular component (GO): membrane; voltage-gated calcium channel complex
Molecular function (GO): calcium ion binding; high voltage-gated calcium channel activity
Source: RefSeq, a predicted model, not a curated record